AUGGCUUCCGAAACAGCUGUCGAAGACAUGUCUGGACCCGAUGGAAUCAGCAACCAUCUCAAGAUCGAAGCAAAUGAUCCGGCGCCCCUUGCGACUCCUGGACCGCCUCCCGACGGAGGAGCUGUCGCGUGGCUCCAAGUAGCCGCCGGUUUUAUGCUCUUCUUCAACACAUGGGGCAUGAUUAAUACUUUCGGGGUGUUUCAAACCUACUACGAGAGUGGCGAACUUUUCACGGCCUCGUCUUCCAACAUCUCCUGGAUUGGCUCCAUUCAAUGUUUCCUGCUCCAGCUGACUGGGCUGAUUGCGGGUCCACUGUACGACCGUGGUCACCUUCGAUUGCUCCUUUUGACAGGUAGCUUCAUGGUGGUCUUUGGACUUAUGAUGCUUUCGCUCUGCACGGAAUUCUGGCAGGCUUUACUGGCCCAGGCUUUCUGCAUUGGCAUCGGGGGUGGACUGCUCUUCACCCCAACCGUGUCGCUGCUACCUACAUAUUUCAGCUCACGCAUGGGACUCGCCGUUGGCAUUGCCUCGUCAGGCUCCUCUUUGGGCGGUAUUAUCUACCCUAUCGUGCUUUACAGGCUUCUCUUCAACAACAAAAUCGGCUUCCCGUGGGCGGUGCGCACCAUCGGAUUCAUCGCGCUCGCCACGUUUAUCUUGCCUGUGCUUGUCAUGCGGGUCAGGGUUCGAGCGCCUAAGCCGCGGGCCAUCAUUGACUGGUCUGCCUUUACCGAUGGACCAUACAUGGUGUUUUCACUAGGCUUGCUGAUUCUUUUCAUCGGCAAUGCAAUUUUGAUCUUCUACAUCUCGUUCUACCCCCAGAAUAAAGGCUUCACCGACACCGAGCUGGCUUUCUACCUGGUUGCCGUCUUCAACGCAGCAUCGAUAAUAGGACGUAUUGUGCCGAACGCAAUAUCCGAUCGUAUUGGGGUUUUCAAUACAAUUACACCUGUCUCACUCCUCUUGGGAGUCACCGUCCUAUGCUUUCUCGGUGUUGUUAGCAAGGCCGGAAUGAUUGUCGAAGCUAUUGUCACGGGAUUCUUCAGCGGUGUCGUCGUUGCACUACCACCGGUCUGCUUCCGAAUACUUACUGAGAACAAAGCUAUGAUUGGCACUCGCAUCGGACAGGGCUUUGCCAUUGGUGGUUGUGGUUUGCUAAUUGGCGGACCAAGCGGCGGUGCCAUCCUUGGAUCUAAUAAUGACUGGACGGCCAUUUGGGUUUAUGGAGGGGUAGCCGGAUGUGUUGCUGGGCUGGUCAUGAUGGUGGUUCGGGUGAUGAAAGCUGGUUUCAAAUCUGUGAAGGUGUGA
Penicillium alfredii is the source of this 1305-nucleotide messenger RNA. RefSeq lists its product as uncharacterized. The record is from RefSeq and is a predicted model, not a curated record. The transcript has a single exon. Gene Ontology annotation, molecular function: transmembrane transporter activity. Bases 1 to 1305 code for a protein of 434 amino acids. Gene Ontology annotation, biological process: transmembrane transport. NCBI's taxonomy places the organism in Eukaryota, Fungi, Ascomycota, Eurotiomycetes, Eurotiales, Aspergillaceae. Gene Ontology annotation, cellular component: fungal-type vacuole membrane.